AAUCCACCCACAGAUUUCAAUACAAAAUGCUGUAACGAAAUAUAAAGUUCCAUUCUGCUUAUAAGUUUAACGAUCUUUAUUUGUGUUUAAGUAUGUUGUAAUCAUUAAGAUUAUCAGUGAUGAGUGGUUCGAUGGUUGUCGAGGCUACUUCCACCAUAGACGAGGACCUCUAUGCAUUUAAAGAGGAGCCCGAGUCGUCAUCCAUAAGCUUGGAGGUCCAAGCGGAGGGCGCAGGUGCCGGGAGCGGGAAGGCGGCACCGCCGUGCAAGGUGUGCGGGGAUAAAGCUUCAGGAUACCACUACGGCGUCACUUCGUGCGAGGGCUGCAAGGGUUUCUUUCGGAGAAGUAUACAGAAGCAGAUCGAGUACCGGUGUCUCCGCGACGGAAAGUGCCUGGUCAUCCGCCUCAAUAGAAACCGGUGCCAGUACUGCCGGUUCAAAAAGUGUCUCGCGGUUGGCAUGAGCCGUGACUCUGUAAGGUACGGCAGAAUCCCGAAGCGACGUGACGUGACCACACCAGAAAGCAUGGCCGAUCUUGCAAAGAACCUGGCGAACACCGAGCCCGCGCCAUCCGCCGCUGCACAGCCCGAGCCAGAGCAAGACCCUGACGCGAUGGAGGCGUCUAAGGACCUCGCAAAAAUGGUCAUCAUGGCUCACCGCAAUUUGAAUUCCUACACUGAGGACUUUCGCAGGUCACUGCAGUUGCAGACUUUCAUCAUGAAAGUUGAUGAUAAUCGUGAAGGGCAAGCUGGAAGCAGUGGCAUCAAUGCCAGCACUAGCAACGCCAGCGCUGCAAACGUUGAAAACGCCGCCAGCGCUGCUAACGCCGCCAACGCUGAUAACGCCACUAACACUGCGAGCACCGGAAACUCCGCAGUUGCUUCAAGCAGCGCGGAGCCAGCUGCCAAACUGGAAUCUGCAGCUGACGAGGGUAGCGCCGCCGCCGUCAGCCGCCUCGAAACCCUUACAGUCCUCUGGUCUAACGUCGCCUACCGCAUGACUCCUGCUGUCCAACAAGUUGUCGAAUUUGCAAAACGCUUACCAGGGUUUCAUAUCCUGCCGCAAGAUGACCAGCUUAUUCUGAUCAAGCUUGGAUUCUUCGAGGUAUGGCUGACCCGCGCCACACGCAUCUCUAAUCCGACGGCUAUUGUCUUCGAUGACGGUACAUCGCUGAGCCACCGCCAACUUGAGUCAAUGUAUGACACUUCCUUUGCGACGGGAAUACUGUCGUAUGUUCGAGCAGUGAUAAACUUGGAGAUGACAGAUGACGAGGUUGCAAUCUUUACUGCCUGUCUGCUCGUCUCACCAGAACGCAACGGUCUCAGCGACCGCGAUCUAGUCGAAUCACUCUUGCGUAGCGUUAACGAAGCAUUCAUGUAUGUGAUGACCGAGAACGGAACAGCUAACGUCGCUAAUCGUCUGGAGUCAUUCCAUGCACUUGCACAAGAAGUACGCGUGCUUGGUGAUCGCCACCACAAUCUACUCAGUUGGUGCCGUGGGAACUGGCGUAGACUUGAUCUGCCUGCUCUCUUUUCGGAAAUCUUCGAUAUACCGAAGAACGAAGAGGAGUACGUACCAGACCAUGCUGGCCCCGCUUAAGCGGUCAAAAAUGCUUCAAGUUUGUCGUACAAGUGCUUGCCAACAACAACACAUUAGUUGGAAAACAUUACAACAUACCUGGGGGGGGGGGGGGCGUUCAAUAAUUACAUAAGCACUAUAGGGGGGGUUACCUUUAUUUUUUGGUGAUUACGUCAACAGUAAAACAUUGUCUAAGCUUGAAAACGAAAUUAGAGCAAGGGAUAAAUUGCAGUUAAUCUGCCUACGUAAUACUUGAACGGCCCAUAGUACUUUGCAUUUUUGUGCAUAAAUCACGAAAAUAAAUAGCAAAAGGUAAAAUAAUUGUACGAAAAUCUUGGGCAUACGUACAUUUUAAAUUAACGCUUCUUACGCACGAUUUUAUGGGUUUGUGUCUAUUGGUUUCUACAACUGAUUUAGAAAGUAGUUAUCACAGAGAGGUUUAUUAAUUUUUCAAACAAAUUGUCUAUUAGAGGGGCACUGUGUUUACGAUUAAGUAGUGAUAUCAUACAUAAUAUACGUGUAUUGGUAUAUCUGUAUACGUAAAGCAUGUAAUCAUAGUUUUAGUGUACAUUUAUCUGACUCGAUUUUUCGGUGAAUUCCUAACAUUCGUUUUACUCUAAUGGAUAAUCUAAAUAAAAAUCGGGUCAUCUUAAUUAAAAAUAUAUAUGUAUAUCUAUAAAAUAAUUCGUGUUGUUUUCUAUUCGCGAAUUAUUAUAUUGUAACUUUUACUUAAGACUCUAUUGUUAAAUUUUAGUUCAAGGAAUGUGAUAUGGUGAAUAUGGCCAUCUUAUCCUUGGUCCGCUAUUAUUCGUUAUCCAAUUAUCUUCGAAAAUAGUCAAUAAAUCAGACUCAGGUACAGUGAAUGGUAAAAUUAUCAGUGGAACUGACACAGUAAUAUUUCUAUCUUAUUGUUUACUGAGUUUGGGUUAAAGAAAAUUGAUAAAACAAGUAUUAUCGGGAGGAACAGAAUGAUAGUAGGCCCAGUAUAAAAACAUGAAAAAAAACUUUAUGGCAUACGACUGAUAACUAGUGUUUAUUGGAUUAUAUAGCUGAAGGUCUAUCAUUUGUUAUAUUACAUAUAAGAUUUCAAUUAAUAUUUAGUUUUAAGAAACAAUAACACCUUUUUUUGCUCAACUUCGAUUAGUUUAAACGCGCGCAAUCCGCGAUUAUCAUUAAAUUACCUGUUUCUACUAAAUUUAAGCAAAUUCCCUUCUAAAAGUGAUGUGAUUUUUAGGAUUUUAAUUUUUGAUCGUAAUGUUUGUGAAUUGUAGAUGACAGCUUAACGCAAAAAUUAUCUCAAAGCAUUGUGCGAAUCUAGAAAAAUAUUAAUAUUGUAAUACUAAUACAUUCAAAACGCUUUUCUCUCAUUGAGAGAAAUUAAUUAAACUGAAUCCAAAACGUAUAUCUUAUAAUAUUCAAGAAAUACAACUUUGUUCUUUUUUUUAUAAUUAAUUUGCAAAUCCGUUUUUUUAUAUUUAAUAGCGUUCGUUUCUUCGUAUUUAAUGUUGAAACGGAUAUUAUUCCAAACAUUUACUUAACGUUUGAAGCAACUGACAACGGAAAUGCUAACAUUGAAAAUAAUUUAAGCAUCUAACAUACAAAAUAGCUUUACAUGUAUAAAUACAAUCCGCCCAAGUGGUCGACAAUUACAAAUAUCUAUAUUUAACUUACGAUUUCAUAUCCAAUGCAUAACUGAGAUUCUUUUGCGGUGAGCUGUAUAGAAAGUGUUGUGUUGUGUAUGGAGACGAUUUAAAUGCAUUUAUUAUCUAUUUAGUCAGUUUAUGUCUGCUGUCUGUCUGAACUGUAGAACUUUAACUGGUGGAUCUUUAUGAUUGUACAAAUAGUUGCAUUGUUAUUUACGAAAUCUGAAGCGUAUGUAGUUUCGUUAAUUGUCUUAGAAUUAUUUCUUGUUAUUUUAAUUUGCUACAUUUUAAA
Pieris brassicae (large cabbage white) is the source of this 3512-nucleotide messenger RNA. Its product is annotated as ecdysone-induced protein 78C-like. Bases 120 to 1598 code for a protein of 492 amino acids. The transcript is spliced from 9 exons. NCBI's taxonomy places the organism in Eukaryota, Metazoa, Arthropoda, Insecta, Lepidoptera, Pieridae. Gene Ontology annotation, molecular function: zinc ion binding; DNA-binding transcription factor activity; sequence-specific DNA binding. Gene Ontology annotation, biological process: regulation of DNA-templated transcription. The record is from RefSeq and is a predicted model, not a curated record.